This is a messenger RNA of Pipistrellus nathusii (Nathusius's pipistrelle), 1734 nucleotides long. Lineage: Eukaryota; Metazoa; Chordata; Mammalia; Chiroptera; Vespertilionidae. The record is from the annotation of a GenBank genome assembly.
AUGAUGAAUAAAUUGGAGUUAAACGAAGACAAAGUCCUGGAGGUGCGGUUUGUGGGAGAUGAUGAUGUUCUUAAUCACAUUCUUGAUAGAGAAGGAGGAGCUAAAUUUAAAAAGGAACGACCUCAACUUUUGGUCAACACAAAAAAAAUAAUAAAGAAGCCGGAAUAUGAUUUGGAGGAAGAUGGCAUUGAAGUCUUAAAAGAUAAGAACUAUGUGGAAGUUUUAGGACGAGAUGUUCAAGAAUCUUUGAAAAAUGGCUCUGCUUCUGUUGGUGGGAAUAAAGUUUAUUCUUUUCAGAAUAGGAAACAUCCUGAAAAGAUGGCUAAAUUAGCUUCAGAACUAGCACAAACACCAAGAAAAAAUGUGUCAUUCAGUUUGAAGAAUGAUCCUGAAAUUAUGACAGACAUUCCUCAAUGUAGCAAAGGGCAUUCACCUUCAGAUGAAGUUCAGUUGAAGAACAAUGAUAAAAGUGAAUUUAUGUCAACAACUCGUGUUCUAAGGAAAAGAUUAAUAGCCCCAAGGUCUCAUUCUGACAGCGAAAGUGAAUAUUCUGCUUCCAACUCAGAGGACGAUGAAGAGGUUGCACAAGAAUUUGAAGAGGACACUAAUAAAGUCAUAUUGAGCCCAAAGACUCAAGCUCAGAAUAGAGUAGUUUCAGCUCCUGUUUACAAAGCAACACCUUCUAAGAAAAUGAAAAGAGAUAAAACAAGUGACUUAGUAGAAGAAUAUUUUGAAGCUCACAGCAGUUCAAAAGUUUUAACCUCUGAUAGAACACUGCAGAAACUAAAGAAAGCUAAACUGGAUCAGCAAACUUUGCAUAACUUAUUGAGCAAGGUUUCUCCUUCCUUUUCUGCUGAACUUAAACAACUAAAUCAACAAUAUGAACAAUUGUUUCAUAAAUGGAUGUUGCAGUUACACCUGGGGUUCAACAUUGUGCUUUAUGGUUUGGGUUCUAAGAGAGAUUUACUAGAAAGGUUUCGAGCCACCAUGCUGCAAGGUUCCAUUCAUAUUGUCAUCAAUGGUUUCUUUCCUGGAAUCAGUGUGAAAUCUAUCCUGAAUUCUAUAACAGAAGAAGUUCUCGAUCAUAUGGGUACUUUCCGAAACAUACUGGAUCAAUUAGACUGGAUAAUAAACAAAUUUAAAGAAGAUUCUUCUUUAGAACUCUUCCUUCUUAUCCACAAUUUGGAUAGCCAAAUGUUGAGAGGAGACAAAAGCCAGCAAAUUAUUGCACAGUUGUCAUCUUUACGUAACAUAUAUCUUAUAGCAUCUAUUGAUCACCUCAAUGCUCCUCUCAUGUGGGAUCAUGUAAAGCAGAGUCUUUAUAACUGGCUCUGGUAUGAAACGACUACAUAUAGUCCUUAUACUGAAGAAACCUCUUAUGAGAAUUCUCUUCUCGUUAAACAGUCUGGAUCACUACCACUUAGUUCCCUAACUCAUGUCUCACGAAGCCUUACCCCUAAUGCAAGGGGGAUUUUCAGACUACUAAUAAAGUAUCAGCUGGAUAACCAGGAUAACCCUUCUUACCUAGGACUUUCUUUUCAAGAUUUUUACCAGCAGUGUCGGGAGGCAUUCCUUGUCAAUAGUGAUCUGACACUUCGGGCCCAGUUAACGGAAUUUAGGGACCACAAGCUUAUAAGAACCAAGAAGGGAACUGAUGGAGUAGAAUAUUUAUUCAUUCCUAUUGACAAUGGGACGUUGUCGGAGUUCCUGGAAAAGGAGGAAGAAGAGUCGUGA